Molecule: messenger RNA, 1402 nt
Organism: Oreochromis aureus
Lineage: Eukaryota; Metazoa; Chordata; Actinopteri; Cichliformes; Cichlidae
Product: cell wall protein DAN4-like
Exons: 6
Coding region: 308-1177 (289 amino acids)
Biological process (GO): positive regulation of GTPase activity; G protein-coupled receptor signaling pathway; chemokine-mediated signaling pathway
Cellular component (GO): extracellular region
Molecular function (GO): chemokine activity; CCR chemokine receptor binding
Source: RefSeq, a predicted model, not a curated record
CCCCACUAUGUGGCCGUAGUGACUAUCCCCCCAUGAUGAAAAGUCUGGGUGGGGUGGGGGAGAAGCGGAGGGGCUUAUGUUUUAUAAGAGGCGAGAUCAAAAAUUUAAUGCUCAGAACGACUGAGAGAACUUCACGAGCUGGAAACUUCAUAUACCCCACGCCUGCUGCGUGAGCAACACUGCUUUGAUUCGACACUCCGCUAUCUGAUCAGCAAAGGAGUAAGAUUACUGAGCAGGCUGUAAAGGUUUGCACUGACAGAAUCAAGACUCAACUUCUGAAGAGCAAACCCAAAGCGGAAUACUGAAGAUGAAGUCCAGCCUGGGUGUAGCCACUCUUCUCUGCUUCACCACCUGGAUGAGCUUGGCCCAUGCAAACUUUAAACCUGGAGAGAGCUGCUGUGUCUCGUGGACCAAAAGAAGAAUCCCACUUGACCGAAUUGUGAAUUACGCCAUUCAGUCUGAAGCUGCUUGUCGCAUCAAAGCAGUACGGUUACGGACUGUGCAUGGAAACACAAUUUGCGCCAAUCCAGACGCUGACUGGACAAAAAAAGCAAUGGAGUGGGUGGACAAGAAGAAAGAAAAACCAGCACUAGCAACAUCUGCACCAACAACAUCCGCACCAACAACAUCCACACCAACAACAUCCGCACCAACAACAUCCAAACCAGCAUCCACACCAACAACAUCCACACCAACAACAUCCACAACAACAACAUCCACACCAACAACCGGAAUACUAAAGAUGCAGCCCAGCCUGGUUUUAGCCACUCUUCUCUGUUUCACUACCUGGAUGAGCUCAGUCCGUGCAACCCCUAUAAGCAUAAGAAGUUGUUGUGUCUCGUGGUCCAAAACCAGAGUCCCACUUGACCGAAUUGUGAAUUACACCAUUCAGACUGAAGAUACUUGUCGCAUCAAAGCAGUACAGUUACGGACCGUGCUUGCAAAGACAAUCUGUGCCAAACCAGACGCUGACUGGACAAAAAAAGCAAUUGAGAAGGUGGACAAGGAGAGGUCACAAAAGGGAUUCGCAAGUGAGAUGACACCAACAGGAUCCACUCUAGCAACAUCCCCAACAUCAGAAAAGAUCCCUCAAAAGAAUGUCACUUUGGGAGAGGACACGCAAGAGGGAGGAACAAGGAGCAGUGAAAAUGUGUCCCAGAAAUCCCCCCCAAAUUAAAGCUUACUAAAAUCAGGAAAUGUCACUCUACUUAGCUUUACCGCUCUUGCUAUAUUUCAUCAUUAAAAUUAAAAAAAGGAAUAAUAUAGCUACAUAGUAUAAUAUAAUAUAUAUAUAUAUAUAUAUAUAUAUAUAAAUGUCAGUUUGUCAUGUUUCAUUGUCAUAAAUAUGUUUGUUUUAAAAAAGUGUAUAUUUAAAACUUUCCCACAAUCAAUUAAAGUUACU